AAUGGACAGAAUAAUAAAGGGUAUAAUGAAAUAUAGACAGUGUCACAGAGAAGGAAUGGUUAAACAAUUCAAACAAGUUAAAGAUCAUCCUGAAGUAAGUUUUUAUAAUUAUUUUUCUAUGUUAUGCUGUGUUUAAGUAUUUUAUCAUUCACAUGCUUUCUAUGCUCUUUAAAAAUGGCCGGUUUUACACACGUGCACGUCAUUUGAUAGUUUAAUUAUGUGAUAUAAUAAUAUACUUUGUUUCUCCCUUAUCAUUAUCACUUGUCUUCUCUCGCUACCACUUUAUCUUAUAUAUCUACUAUUGUUGUCGAUAUUACACUCAUUUAUGAUAAUCUUUUGAGCAUGUAUCUGUUAAUUUUUAUUUGAGAUAAGAUGAAGAAAAAAAAAAAUAUUUCAUAAGCCAAUAAAACUAUAAAAUCUUUAAUGAAAUUACGAUCAUUAUGAAAUCGCUCUUUUCGACUGAAAGUUAUAUAGAAAAAGAACAAAAAAUCCCAUUUUGCAGAGAAAUUCAGUAAGCGUUAACUAGUGCCAUCUACACAUGAUACAUUUAUUAUUACUAAAAUAUUUAAAUGUAAUUCAAAAAUUAACGAAUAAUUCCCUAAGGCAGUAUUUUUUACUUGCAUGGAUUCACGGAUGAUCCCAACUAGAUUCACUGAAACAAAUGUCGGAGAUAUGUUCGUUGUGCGUAAUGCUGGUAAUGUUAUUCCACACUCGCAACAUUUCGUCGAUGAACUGACAAUGUGUGAGCCAGCAGCUUUGGAGCUUGGAUGUGUUGUUAAUGAUAUUCGGCAUAUUAUUGUUUGCGGGCACAGUGAUUGCAAAGCUAUGAAUUUAUUAUAUUCGCUCCAGGAUGAAGAAUUCGCUUCUAAAAUAAAUAGAAGAAUAUCUCCAUUGAGAGCAUGGCUGUGUGCUCAUGCUAAUAGUAGUCUAGAUAAAUAUAGACAAUUAAAAACCACUGGGUUCAAUCAACCAAUGGUUUUUCAAGCUGAAACUCCGAUGAGAAAAUUUGUCGCUUAUAUUGAUCCUGACGAUAAAUUUGCCGUCGAAGAUAAAUUAUCACAAAUAAAUACACUUCAACAGCUACAAAAUAUCGCGUCAUAUGGAUUUUUAAAGAAACGGCUAGAGAGGCAUGAUCUACAUAUUCAUGCGCUUUGGUUUGAUAUUUAUACCGGAGAUAUAUAUUAUUUUAGUCGAGGUAACAAAAGGUUCAUUGAAAUAAAUGAAAUAACCGAAAAGCCGUUACUGAAAGAAAUUCAAAAAUAUUAUUCCUGAAAUAAAAUUAACAAUAAUUAAAUACAUGCACAUUCUAUUUUAUAAAAAAAUAAGCACAAUUAUUUAUAUAUAAGUGGUAUUGUUAUUUAUUUUUUUCAUUAAUGUA
This is a messenger RNA of Microplitis demolitor, 1378 nucleotides long. It is a transcript of the gene CAHbeta, whose product is annotated as beta carbonic anhydrase 1. Bases 622 to 1272 code for a protein of 216 amino acids. The transcript has 5 exons. The record is from RefSeq and is a predicted model, not a curated record. NCBI's taxonomy places the organism in Eukaryota, Metazoa, Arthropoda, Insecta, Hymenoptera, Braconidae. Gene Ontology annotation, molecular function: zinc ion binding; carbonate dehydratase activity.